This is a messenger RNA of Pristis pectinata (smalltooth sawfish), 2914 nucleotides long. It is a transcript of the gene syn2b, whose product is annotated as synapsin IIb. The record is from RefSeq and is a predicted model, not a curated record. Gene Ontology annotation, cellular component: synaptic vesicle membrane; synaptic vesicle. Gene Ontology annotation, molecular function: ATP binding. Lineage: Eukaryota; Metazoa; Chordata; Chondrichthyes; Rhinopristiformes; Pristidae. Gene Ontology annotation, biological process: neurotransmitter secretion.
UGCAACUAACUGCUAAUCGGGCAGUGGCUUGUGUCUGCCCGGAGAGUAGAGCUGAACAAGCAAGGCACGGAGGUAACUACAGUCUUGCAGCAGCUGUAGCACGGAGACGUCAGCAUAUGUGCAGUUCUGAUGCUCCAGAUGAGUACUCAUUAGAGACAGGCAUAUAAAGGCAUUGCACAGGAGCUUGCUCGGUGUACAGAGCUGUCGGACUUCUGAAACUCCCCACUCCACCGACCUGCCCGGCACCUGAAUUUCUUACCUUCUGCCCCUGUUGGGUUGCACCGGCGGAUUCUGCACAAAUGAUGAACUUUCUGCGCCGAAGGCUUUCCGACAGCAGCUUCAUAGCUAACCUGCCGAAUGGAUACAUGACUGACCUGCAGCGGCCAGAGCCCCCGCAGCCCCCUCCGCCCGUGUCCCCAGCCCCCGAGAGGAGGCAGGCGAGCCAGUCCACGGGGAGCAGCUUUUUCAGCUCCAUCUCUAACGCUGUCAAGCAGACCACGGCGGCCGCUGCGGCCGGGUUAGCGGAGCAAACGUCCACGGGUGCUGCCAAGAAAGCCAAGAUUCUGCUCAUCAUCGAUGAACCUCACACUGACUGGGCAAAACUGUUCCGUGGAAAAAAAGUCCAUGGAGAAUAUGAUAUCAGAGUGGAACAGGCAGAAUUUGCUGAGAUUAAUCUGAUUGCUCAAGCUGAUGGUACCUGUAUGGUCGACAUGCAAGUUUUUCGAAAUGGCACAAAAGUUGUCAGAUCAUUCAAGCCUGACUUUAUCAUUGUGAGGCAACAUCCCUACAGCAUGGCAGAAAAUGAGGAUUUCCGUAAUAUCAUUAUAGGACUUCAGUAUGGAGGUCUACCAAGUGUGAAUUCACUAGAAUCCAUCUACAACUUCUGUGACAAGCCUUGGGUGUUUGCUCAGUUGGCAAGCAUUUACAAAAGGCUGGGUCCAGAGAAAUUUCCACUGAUUGAACAGAUCUUUUAUCCAAAUCAUAAGGAAAUGCUAACCAUGCCAACAUUUCCUGUUGUUGUGAAGAUUGGGCAUGCUCACUCAGGCAUGGGAAAGGUGAAAGUAGAAAAUCAUUAUGAUUUUCAGGAUAUAGCAAGUGUUGUAGCCUUGGCAAACACCUACGCCACAACAGAACCUUUCAUAGACUCCAAAUAUGAUAUAAGGAUUCAAAAAAUAGGCAGUAAUUACAAAGCUUACAUGAGAACAUCAAUAUCUGGAAACUGGAAAACAAACACCGGAUCAGCCAUGCUUGAACAGAUUGCAAUGACGGAAAGGUACAGGCUUUGGGUUGAUGUGUGCUCUGAAAUGUUUGGUGGACUGGACAUCUGUGCUGUGAAGGCUGUCCACGGAAAGGAUGGAAAGGAUUAUAUUAUUGAGGUAAUGGACUGUACAAUGCCAUUGAUUGGAGAACACCAGGCUGAAGACAGAGAGCUUCUAACUGAACUGGUUUUAGCCAAAAUGAACCUACUACUACCACGAACACAUAUUCCAUCUCCUCAGAGACCUACUGCCACACAGCAACCACAGGGUGGAAGUUUGAAGGAGGCACAGACUCAGCCAGGCUCAUUUCCUCAGCAGCGACCUCCACCACAAGGGGGCCCAACACAACCCCAAGGACCACAUCCACAGUGCCAAGAUCAACUGCAGCAACAUCAUGCUUCUCAUGAGGGGCCACGUCUGCAAGGAGGUCUGCGUCCCACUGGCCCCCCACCUCAGCUGCAAAGGCAAUCGAGCCAAGCAACACAACAACCACAGACUACUUUGCAAAGCCAGAGACCGCAAAGUCAACCAAUAAAGAGGCAACCUGAACAAAAGAUGCAAGCACAGCCUCCAUUAAAAUCACAGCCGAAGACUCCUCAGCAACAGUCACAACCCCAUCCCCAUUUAAAUAAAUCGCAGUCUUUGACCAAUGCAUUCAACUUUACGGAAUCAUCGCUAUUUCGAUCAAAUUUAAAUGAAGAUGAAGCAAAGGCUGAAACAAUCCGUAACUUGAGGAAGUCCUUUGCCAGUUUAUUUUCUGAUUAGAAGACACUAAAUGCACUGAAAUCUCGGAUCACCCCACAUAAAUGUUCCACUAAGCUGCAGCGUACUAACCUCAGUGACUUUAGAAAAAUUAUUUUCUGUGCCCUAGAGUUAAACUUCUCUUUUGUGCUGUUUGGGUGGAUAUUAUAAUUUGUACAAAGUAAGAUGUGACAAAAUGAGCUGCUUUAGAUCAGUUAGCUGCAAGAAAAAUUUGGUAGACAAAAAUCACACUCCAUUUAAGUCAGUACUAGUGUGGUUACUGAGUGGUUUCAACAGGGGAAAUAAACUAACCUUUAGCAUAUUCACUGUGAUGUUGUGACAUGUGCACAAAGAUGCCUUAUAGUGAAUGUAUAAUUUCUAUAUUUUAUUUCAUAGUGAAGUUUGAUAGUAUGAUACUCAAUUAAAGUGUGCUUAUUUCUGUUCACUUCCUUGUCAGGAUGCAAUAUUAGUUAACAAACUGCUUUUGUGAUUACCUAUAUUAUGCUGUGACAAAUUGGAUACAGUAUAUAUGUUGUGACUAAUCUACAAGUUACUUAAAAGAAGUGGUCAAAAGUAAUAGAGGUGUACAUCAGUAUUAUAUGUGAAUCAACUAAAAUCCUCUUGUAUCAUAAGGAAUGAAUAAAAAUUGAAUUCCUCCAUACUUCCCCUUCUAGAAACAUUUUCCUCCCAAAUGUAACAACGUAUGUAAACAAUUGGGGUUAGUGUUACAGAAUAACAUAUUCAUCAUAGCUUAUCCAUGUAUAUUAAAAAUGUACUAUUAUAGCAUAUGUGUUAUAUAAUCUUGUUGUACCUUGUUAUUAAUAUUGUUCAGUCUUUUGCUUGCUUUUAUAACCUAGCAAAACUUGUCUGAACUCAUAAAACUGAGUAUAUGUCUGGUGUACAUAUAUGCAGCA